This is a messenger RNA of Indicator indicator, 1312 nucleotides long. It is a transcript of the gene MRPL13, whose product is annotated as mitochondrial ribosomal protein L13. Gene Ontology annotation, biological process: translation; negative regulation of translation. The record is from RefSeq and is a predicted model, not a curated record. The coding region runs from base 22 to 561 and encodes 179 amino acids. Gene Ontology annotation, cellular component: ribosome; mitochondrial large ribosomal subunit. The transcript has 7 exons. Gene Ontology annotation, molecular function: mRNA binding; structural constituent of ribosome. Lineage: Eukaryota; Metazoa; Chordata; Aves; Piciformes; Indicatoridae.
AGCCGCGGUGGAAGGGCGGCCAUGGCUAGUUACACUAAAGCGGCACAGCAAUGGGCUACUUUUGCCAGAGCCUGGUACCUCCUUGAUGCAAAGAUGCAGCCGCCAGGGAAAAUAGCAGUUGCAGCUGCAAUGAGACUUGAAGGCAGGCAUAAACCUAUUUAUCAUGCAUUAAAUGACUGCGGGGAUCAUGUUGUCAUAAUAAAUACAAGACAUAUUGCCUUCUCUGGCAACAAAUGGGAACAGAAAGUAUAUUCUUCACAUACUGGCUAUCCUGGUGGUUUCAAACAAGUGACAGCAACUCAGCUCCAUCUGAAGGAUCCAACUGCUAUUGUUAAAAUUACUGUUUAUAGAAUGCUUCCAAAAAACCUUCAGAGAAGAACUCUGAUGCAGAGGCUGCACCUGUUCCCAGAUGAUGUUAUUCCAGAAGAUAUACAGAAGAAUCUUCUAGAAGAGAUUCCUCAGCCACGUGUAGUCCCUAAGAGGUUAGAUGAAUAUACUCCAGAAGAAAUUGCUGCCUUUCCCAUGGUUUGGACUCCACCUAAAGAUUUUCGAAGGAAGUAAUGACAAUAAAAGAAGUGGCAUCAGGAGAGAAAUUCUUCUAACCUGGAAGCAUCUGUGCAUCUGCAUCAGCCCUUCUGUUCAAAAUAUUUUUGACAGGUGGUAGCAAACAAUGGGAAAUUAAUAAGUAUUGUAUUUGAAGCAGCUAUGAACAGAUAUUGUUAAUGUCACGGGCACUCUGUAUGGUUUGGUAUCUGUUGAUUACAUUUGGGUUUAAUACUAUUAAAGAAUCAUUAAGUUUUUAAUGAAUAUUUGCAUCUCCUGAAAACAGUGCAUUGUUCACUGAAAUGAAGUGUCUGACUCUAAAAGUUGAAGGAUGUGGGGAAGAAAACCCAAAACCAACAGUGGCAUGAGCUGUUUGUAACUUCUGUAAUGGGUUGUGUGUGGUUCUUCUGAAAGCCUUUUCUGGAGCAUGGAGUGUGUAUAGCCUAUUGUCCUGCUUUUACCUCAGCUAGCAGCUGAGCCCCAGCAGUCCAGUUUCGACAGAGGGGUUUCUCAUUUCCCACCCACUCCCCCGCCUCCCCUCCCUGUGGGCAAGGAGGAAAGGAGCUUGGAAAAGCCAAAAUGGCAGUUGAGGUAAGGACAACUUUCCUACUCUACUGCAGGGAUAUCAGAUUACACAAAAGGAAAAUGAAGUAAGGAAACUAUAUAGAGGUGUUGAAUGAGGCAAAAGAAGUGUUAAAAAUUUACUUCUGCACAUUAGUUCCCUGAAGAUCAUUUCUGCUUUGCUUCACAGAUAAUGUUGUGUAAAUAA